CAGAAAAACAAACAGGUCGAAGGAGGAAAGACACGGCAGCCGGUCGGAGGAAAGGAAUGAACGUGAACACGAACGCGAACUCGAACUCAAACAUGCAAGAUGUGCUUUGUUGUUUUUAAACAUGCUGUCACUUGCCCUCGCCUGCUGCCAUAACAUAAGGUACAAUCGAAUCGAUAAGUGAAUAGCAGGCACAGUGGAACGUGUUUUCGGCUCCAAAAAAUUGCGGCAUUAUUAAUAACCGACAGUAAGCCAUUGAUUGAUCUGUAUCUGCAGAAUCUAUCGUAGAUUAUAUGGCUCUAGUGUGUGAACGAACCCUGUAGCUUUUGGACCCAGGGCAGGGACGCGAACAUGCACUCCCGGCGCCAGGUGAAGCGCUCUCUGCUCGGGAGCCGGGUGUGCGCCGGUGCCGGUGCCGGUGCCGGUGAAGGAGCAUUGCUGCCGUGGGGGCUCCACGCGGUCAAGCAGGAAAACGGCGACGCUCCAGUGGGACUCCAACACGACGCCUGCGCGAUCAUGCCGCUGAAGCGGGACGGCGAGUCGUGCACCGACGAGGGAAACGGCGCGUGCGGCGACCGGCUGCGCGCGACAGCACCGCUCACAUGCACCCUCAAGAGCUCCUGCAAGAGCAACGACCACCCAGUGCUUGAGACGCUCAGGAACUCCAAGGACACGCAGCCCGGUAACGCUGUGUUGGAGGGAGCUGACUGCAGCCCGAUGAGUCGAAUCCCAGACCCGGAGAAGGACCACACGCGCUCCGUCUCCCUGCUGGAGCAGAAACGCAAAGUAGUGUCCUCCAGCAUUGACGUCCCUCAUGCCAGGAAAUCCGAGGAGGAGGCCGAUAUGGACAAGGUGACGGCGGCCAUGGUGCUCACCAGCCUGUCCACCAGCCCCCUGGUGCGCAGCCCACCUGUCCGAGUCAGCGCCGAGGCGCUGAGUGGCUCCUGGAAGGACGGCGGCUUUACGCCCUCCAGCUACAGCAGCGGCUACUGGAGUUGCAGCAUCCCGAGCGACCAGUCCAAUCCAUCCACGCCCUCCCCACCGCUGUCCGCCGACAGCGUCAAGCCCUUCCGAAUGCCGGCCGCCCCUGCUCAGCCUGAUGACGCCAUCGACGAGCCCGACGGGAGCAACCUCCUCUUCGAUGAGCCGAUCCCUCGUAAGCGCAAAAACUCCAUGAAAGUGAUGUUCAAGUGUCUGUGGAAGAACUGCGGGAAGGUCCUCGGGACAGCGGCGGGGAUCCAGAAGCACAUCCGCACCAUGCACCUGGGGCGAACCUGUGACUCAGAGUGCAGUGACGGGGAGGAGGACUUUUACUAUACGGAGAUCAAGCUCAACACUGAGUCUGUGGCCGAGGGUCUGGUGGGCCCUCCGCCGCUGCCUCGACCUGUGCUCUCACCGCCCCCUCCCCCACCCCCUGACCCAGGACGCCCCGAUGGGGGUGGCAAGCUGAUGACGCCCCUAAGUCGCUCCGCCCCCAGCGCGCUCUACCUCAUUCACACAGACCACGCUUAUCAGGCCGGCCAUUCCCAACUCCACCAGCUUCGGUGUGUCCUGGCAGGCUCCGUCCGUCACACACGGCGGGAAGAUCACUCGGUGGUGUGGGCGCUCCCAUCCCCCCCCCACAGCCAGACGAAGGGCUGCCCGGAGCAGCGACCGCUACCCCCCACGGUGCUCUCCUCGCCGCCGAGGGCGGCCGGUCUGCUCAGCAGGAAGUCGCGAGGCGAGGGGAAGAAGUGCCGCAAGGUGUACGGCAUGGAGAACCGGGACAUGUGGUGCACGGCCUGUCGCUGGAAGAAAGCCUGCCAGAGCAAAGGGGCCCGCGUGCAUGGAGAGCAGCGUCCGGAGGUGCCGGGGGCUCGAGCUGGUGCGGAAGGAACAAAAAAUGGGGAGGCAUCUGUAUAUAACGAGAAUAUGUGGAAAGGAACGAUUUCGGGUGCAUUUUCCUUUUCGGCUCCCUUACGAAGUGAGAAGAGAGAAGACGCUUUUAUACAUUGUUUUCUAUGUUCGUUUGCUAAUAAAAACCGUUGUCCGGGACACAGUGGAACUUUCUUAAACCAGCAGCUACGUUUCUAUACAGCUCAACACUGUAGUCGCUGCUCCUCGUCAUGGGAAUUUUGAUUUGUGGCAGCCAAAACAAAUUUUAUUUUCAUUUCUUUCUUAUUGAUGUGUAUAGACUUUGUUACACGAUGACAGCGUUGAAAUUUCCGCAGUUUUACGUGCGACGGCAGAGCGGACCGCGACGAGGCCACGUUUGUAAUAUGCAGGUUUCCCCCACAAACCUGAGUUUGUACAGGAAUUUUCGUGUCUAUUUCUAAUACUUUCAUUCCCGGGGGGGGAAAAAAAAAAAGAUCCUGGCCAGUUGAACACGCAUUUGCAGGCCGUGCUCACAUUUUCUUCUGUACGGGUCGGUAUUUCUCAGUUGACACAUGUGCGAUAGGGUUUGUUGUGCGCGGUAGGCCAUGUGGAAUAACAUUUAAAAAUAGAAAUGAAAUGUCGUAACUUUUUUUUUUUUUUUUUUACUGCUUGUGUGGCGAUGUUAAUGUUUUUCUUCGUUGCAGAGCUCUUUGAACCCAAAGGGAGAGCAUAUUUGUAUAACAGCCUCCAGAUCUCCGCCGGGGUACCGCCGUAUCGCGUUUGUUCAGUAUUGCACUGUCCUCCGGGAGCACGCUUCUGCACACCUUUUCCAAAGUUCGCAGGGGUUCGAGGGGGGCAGGGCCUGAUGGGCAUAUCUGAGGCCCACAGGGUCGGAUGCACAGAAGCACAAAUACUGCAGAAUGUACACCGAGGGUGUUGAGCGAGCAACUCUCGCGUGGUGUUUUUAAUUCGGCCGAACCUGAGCUUGGAGGAAGCGACCCGAGGUUGCUCGGCAAAUCCACGACGGUCGGUCGAAAGGAUGCAGUCGGUACCUUAGGUGGGACGUGUCCGACUGCGUGUUCUAUUCAAGCUGCCGGAAUAUGAGGCUGGACAAAGUAAUCGCGGGAUUUACCUAAAGGAAAAAUGGACACAACUCUCGCCGUUCUCUCGUGAAUAUGUCGUGCAGCUGAAAACAUGCAAAGGAAGUGCUGUCUGUGCUUCUCUCAGGCAGGAUGCGACAGUAAUGGCUAUUUUCAGUGUUCCGAGAAGCAGAGGUGGUGGGAAAUGGGCUGCCUUCUUAGUGACCUUUUUAGGACCACCUGUGUCUUUAGCACUUUAAACGGCGCUUUAAUGUGUUUCGGGAAUCCUCUUUUCCUUCGGCGCGUGUGUGUGUGUGUGUGUGUGUGUGUGUGUGUGUGUGUGUGUGUGUUACAUGUAGAAAUGGGCAGUUGUAACUGUCUCUCAAACUCUGUUUUGUAAGACUUUUCAACGUUUCGUGUGUUUUAUCAGCCAUGUUUGCACUACGUUUUGUAGGGAAUCUGCAGAUGACGUUGCCCUUGGACCAUGGCCGCUGUGACCAUGGUUCUGCCCCAACCCCAGUGUAUGUUUGCGUGUUACUUGGGUCGAAACAUUUGUUUAGCACCUUCGCUGGCAUCUAAAUGACACUUUCAGCAUCAUCUUAGGUUGUCAUCUUAGUGACACAUUUUCCUUUGCUAGUGGUGAAAUAAAACGCACAAGUUCUUACACUUAUUUCCAAAGGAGUUUUUUUAAAAAAAAAAAAGUUAGCUUUUACAUUUCAUAUCUUCAUAGCAAGCCUUGA
Molecule: messenger RNA, 3670 nt
Organism: Scleropages formosus (Asian bonytongue)
Lineage: Eukaryota; Metazoa; Chordata; Actinopteri; Osteoglossiformes; Osteoglossidae
Product: zinc finger protein 704-like
Exons: 10
Coding region: 349-2115 (588 amino acids)
Biological process (GO): regulation of transcription by RNA polymerase II
Cellular component (GO): nucleus
Molecular function (GO): DNA-binding transcription factor activity; RNA polymerase II cis-regulatory region sequence-specific DNA binding
Source: RefSeq, a predicted model, not a curated record